Molecule: messenger RNA, 915 nt
Organism: Morus notabilis
Lineage: Eukaryota; Viridiplantae; Streptophyta; Magnoliopsida; Rosales; Moraceae
Exons: 3
Coding region: 1-915 (304 amino acids)
Source: RefSeq, a predicted model, not a curated record
AUGCCCCAGUUUGCGGUGUACAAACUGAUUGACCUGUGUGAGCUGAUCAGUGCAAUGUUGAUCAUAAUCAUAUGGCCAUCUUGUCCUAGUGCUUGCCCUGAGCAUUGCGAGGUGGACUGCGUUACAUGUAGUCCCGUUUGUAGCUGCAACAGGCCCGGCGCCGUGUGCCACGACCCUCGAUUCGUGGGCGGCGACGGGAUCACCUUCUACUUCCACGGCAAGAAGGACGCCGACUUCUGUCUGGUCUCCGACCCCAACCUCCAGAUCAACGCCCACUUCAUCGGCAAACGCAAUCCCAACCUCACCCGCGACUUCACCUGGGUCCAAUCCCUCGGAAUCCUCUUCCACCGCCACAAGCUCUUCCUCGCCGCACAAAAAACCUCCAUCUGGAACGACGCCGUCGACCGCCUCUCCCUCUCCCUCGACGGCGACUCCAUACCCCUCCCCGCCAGCGACUGCACCACGUGGCGGUCGCAGAACUCGCCGCAUCAAAUCAUCGUCUCGAGCAGCGGGACGGCGAACUCGGUGGAGGUAGAGGUCGAAGGGAUAUUCAGGAUUAGAGCGAGGGUGGCUCCGAUCACGGAGAAGGAGUCGCGGAUCCAUAACUACGGCGUCACGGAGGAGGAUUGCUUGGCGCAUUUGGAUCUGAGCUUUAGGUUUUAUCCGCUGAGUGGUAAUGUUGAGGGCGUCUUGGGAAGGACUUAUGGGAGGAACUACGUGAGCAGGGUGAAGAUGGGAGUGGCGAUGCCGGUUGUCGGCAGAGACAGGGACUUUGCGGCGUCGAGUCUGUUCGCGGCGGAUUGCGCGGUGGCGAGAUUCGGGAACGGAGAUGAUGGGAGUGUUUUGGAGGAGUUUGGGGACCUCAACUGUGCUACUACUGGAAUUGAUGGUCGUGGUGUUGUGUGUAAGAGGUGA